Molecule: messenger RNA, 727 nt
Organism: Drosophila serrata
Lineage: Eukaryota; Metazoa; Arthropoda; Insecta; Diptera; Drosophilidae
Source: RefSeq, a predicted model, not a curated record
AAAUUCAUUUCUAUAUUUCAAUAUUUUGCAAAGAGAUAGGAAAAUUACAAAUAAAUACAACAUGAUAAACGCCUUGACUGCCUUCGGCCUGGCCAUUGGCUGGAUGGACAUUGUGGGUGUCCUGUGCUUCGAACUAGUCAUGUUCUAUAUGAUGCGACGUCGACGGUUGGAUGAAAAAGUGGAUGAUAAAGUGGACUUGCCAUCGCUGGAGGAACAGCCAGUAGACCACAAGACACGGAACUCCCUUCCAAACCUGUUGAGCCGGAAGCAAAUGAUGGAGAGCGAAAAUGCUUGGAUAUUCUGGGGCUACUUGUUGAUGCUGAAUAUGUGGAUUGCGGUUUGCCUGCUUAUGAUAGCCGGCAUCACAAUGCAUAAACCAGAACUUAUGACUAUUUAUCUAAUUUGGUGCUUCUGCGGCUUGGUAAUCGAUGUCCUUAUGAUUAUAUGGUGGAUCUUUGAGCUCUUUGUUGGCGAUGCUAUUGUGGCCAUGACCAAUAUCCUCAUCUCCAUACUGACCUUUGCUGUCGAAUUGGCUUUUGUUUUGAUCAUUUAUGCCAUCUACCUGAACUUGUCAUGGUCACCGGAUGCCGAUAAUGAUAAAGUCACAUCAUAUUUUCACUGGUUAUUGCUGGAAUAAUGUUUUAUCCAAUAUUUUGAAUGUCUUGUAAUUUUUAGUAUGCAUUUUCCUAAAGAAAGAACUCAUUAAACUGCAAAUAGCCAGAGGUCA